GGACGACAGAGUGAAUAACAGAGCAGAUGAUGGCACGAAUGAGAGAUACUAUGAACUCAUUGGCAGCAACGGACCAAACUUCGGGCAAUGUACUAAAUGUAGAGGUCAACUCAAUAUCCACUCCUAGGGAUAGACCCGAGGCUGAGGGACCUCAGUCGAAGGUUCCAAAGAAUCAAUAGUACUUCAUCACCAAUUAGGAGAUACUGACGAGCCAAACGAUGGCAAUGCCUUAGUGAAGAAGAGAACUAAUGUGUUACUUCUUGGUGAUCGCCUUGGAGAUCUAGGAAUGUCUGAUGGUUUGAACUAUGAGAACCAAAUUGUUGUUGGAUUCUUAAUUCCAUGGGAAAGACUAAUCUAUAAAGGAUGGGCCUCGCAUGCAACACAUGUGAGAGUUCUUUGGGAAGUCUUUUGUAUAAGAGUCCCUCCAGAAAAGGUGAAUGUUAACUUGGCUGGACUGCCUGCACUAGUGCUGCCAUGUGGAUUGAUUGAAGGUGGACCCGCUAGCCUUCCUAUUGGACUGCAAAUGAUUGGUGCUGCCUUUGAUGAGGUAUUGAACUACCUUUCUUGUUGCUGAGAACAUGUUGUUUCUGGUUCAAUGACUG
Messenger RNA from Magnolia sinica, 602 nucleotides. RefSeq lists its product as uncharacterized. Gene Ontology annotation, cellular component: cytoplasm. The record is from RefSeq and is a predicted model, not a curated record. The coding region runs from base 287 to 574 and encodes 95 amino acids. NCBI's taxonomy places the organism in Eukaryota, Viridiplantae, Streptophyta, Magnoliopsida, Magnoliales, Magnoliaceae. Gene Ontology annotation, molecular function: 5'-nucleotidase activity; magnesium ion binding. The transcript is spliced from 4 exons.